Messenger RNA from Tinamus guttatus (white-throated tinamou), 2511 nucleotides. The record is from RefSeq and is a predicted model, not a curated record. Lineage: Eukaryota; Metazoa; Chordata; Aves; Tinamiformes; Tinamidae.
AUGUCGCUUGGCUGUAUCCUCUGGGUGGGUCUCUGUUUACGGGAAUCGAUGGAUGAGAGGAUUCCCAUCCUGGCGUCUUCCUUUACUGUCUCUCUUCAUACCAUGGACAACAUCACAGUUGUGAUUAAACUGAGACCUGGUGUUCCACAGGCCUGUCAGAUUCGUGUGAAAUAUUUACCCAGAUAUGACCUCAAGAUAAAACCAGGGGAGAAUGUAACUUUUACUUUCACUUGUAAAAAUCCAGAGGAAUAUUUCAUCAUGGAAGUUCAGAAAAAUAUUGACUGUGUGUCAGGUCCAUGUCCCUUUGGAGAUGUCCACCUUUACCCACCAGGACUACCUCGUCUUAACAGGACUUUCAUCUGGGAUGUGAAGGCCAGUACAAAGGCUGGGCUCGAACUGAAAUUUGCCACCCCAUGGCUAAGACAGAUUGAGCCAGAAGGCACAUGUCCAGAUUUCGUUAGUUACAAUAUCAGCAGCUGUAUCGAUACAGCCACGGUCAACAUUGGCACCUUCUGCAGAGGUGGCUCAGUGUCUCGGGUCAAACUGCAAGGAGGGCUCAUCAUGGCUUUGUAUCUCCCAUGGAACUCAUCUCUCAUCACCUCAGGCUUUAACAUAGCAAAUAGAUCUUCCAUCAAAAGAUUAUGCAUUAUUGAAUCCACUUUAAAGGAGGAAUCUUCCGUCACCCUCAUGUCCCCCAACUAUCCCCGGGGCUUUCCAGAGGACGAGCUCAUGACAUGGCAGUUUGUUGUUCCGUCCAACAUGAGAGCAAGUGUUUUUUUUCACAACUACAGUCUCUCCAACUGUGAAAGGAAAGAGGAGAGGGUGGAGUACUACAUACCUGGCUCAGUGAGCAACCCAGAGGUGUUUAAGCUGAGUGACAUACAGCCUGCCAAUAUUGCUGGCAGUUUCAACCUGUCCCUGCAGGGCUGCGACCAGGAUGCCCAGAACCCCGGCGUCCUCCGUUUGCUUUUCCAAGUCGUUGUUCAGCACCCUCAAAUUGAUGAGAAUGUCACCCAUUUGGUUGAUCUUAGCAAGGAAUGGGAUAUGACUGUAACGAUACACUCGGAAGGGUGGCCCAACAGGAGCCCGUUCAUGUCGGAGCCAGUAUGCCUGAUCUGUAAGGAUCCUCGCACCUGUGACCGCGCUCUGACAUUAGUGUCUGGUGCCAUCUACAAGAUUUCCUUUCUCUGCAAAGACUUGGCCCGCCUGAGGAUCACAGCUGAAAAAAAAAUAAGUUGUGUUGAUUUUUGGCGGUGCCAAGGGAAGAUCUAUGGCCUUUCAGUGCCCAAGGCUAUUACCCAGCUGCCAGUUCGACUGCAUAGGUUUAUUUGGAAGCUUUUGGCUCCGGAGCAGAUCAAUGUAGAAAUUAUGUCUCCGACCUUGAAACUUCAGCAACACGUCCAAGAGCAAAAGUGCAACACAAGCUACAGUUACAGCAUCAUUAGUGCCACCCCAGAGAGGAAUUUAACUCUUGGUACAUUCUGUCCUGGAGGAUCUAUUGAAAAGAUUCAGAUGAGGAACAAUGUUACCAUAUCUUUAAAAACAUUUGGUAAAGGAUUCCUCAAUGAGUCUAAUCGUCAGGAUCUGAAAAUGUCUUUUGUGCAACAUACUAAAGAUGAAUGCAUGUUCACUGUGAGGCCGGACCCAGGAGCUAAACUCUACUUACAGACCCCCAACUGGUCGCACGGUCUGCCCCCGUACGUCUCUAUGUCGUGGUACAUCAUGGUGCCCAGCAAGCAGGUCGCUCGCCUGGGAUUCUCCAAGGAUCGCAUGGGCGUCUCCUGUGAGACGGGCCGUGCUUAUGUCAACAUCCAGGAACAGCGACUCGGGGCAGAAGAAACCGUGCGCCGGGAGGACGAAGCUCUGCCUAAGCCCCUGCAAAUGUACCACAACUUCUGGGUAAACAUCUCCAACUGUAAACCUGUGGAUAAGACGCAUUUUGCCUUGCAGUUCUGGGUGAUUUUGGCUGAAAAAAAGAUAGAUCUAGCAGUGAUAAUUGCUGUGGUGUCUGGGGCUGGACUUCUUGUGGCUAUUGGACUCACCGUGUGCUGCGUUAGGAAAAAGAAGAAGAAAAGCCAGAAUCCUAUGGUGGGAGUAUACAAUGCUAACGUGAAUACCCAGAUGCCUGGAAAACCAGGCUUAUUCAAGAAAGGGAGGAGGAACAACGAGUCUCACGUCUACGCAGUGAUUGACGAUGCCAUGGUCUACGGGCACUUGCUGAAGGAAUCCAAUGGCUCCAUUACCCCAGAAGUUGAUGUGUACCGGCCUUUCGAUGGCCCCGUUGGUAGCUUGCCACCUUCUCCACCUCCUCUGUCUUUCAGAAAAGAAAUUAAACUCUCUCGUAGCACAGAGGAACCUCCACCUCUGACAGACACAGACCAUGAUGCUUAUACGUUUGCUCACCAGAAAGUGGGGGAACCAGAGAAGAAUGGAGAUGCAAAUGAAAAGAGUAAUGGAGAUACAAGCACAUCCUUGCUGGAAAAUAAGGAAGAGGAUGGUUCAGAGGAGUAA